CGCAUAUACAGCAGAUAUGUCUUAUGAAGCAGAUCGGUACAAGCGAGAUGGGAUAUCCAUGGUUCCAAAGGGUUGUCCAGAUAAGUGUGGCAACGUUAGCAUCUACUAUCCCUUCGGAAUUGGACCUGACAAAAGUUGCUAUUUGAAUGAAUGGUUCCUCAUAAAUUGCACCAAAUCCUCAUCCCCUUAUGGUGUCCAGAAGCCCUACUUGAGGGCCUUUUCCGAUGGCAAGAACAACGGCGUAGGAGAGAUUCUGGGCAUUUCCUUAGAAGAUCAAACAAUAACAAUCCAAGAGUCAAUCUCUCCUCUCAUCCGCGGAUCGGGGGAAAACAAUAAUUCAUUCUCCAUAAUUGGCCGGGGUAACACAGAUUUAUCUGCAAACCCAUUCCUCUACUAUACAGGCUACAACAAGUUCAUGCUUUUCGGCUGUGGCAACGCUCUCCUCACUACUACUUCGCCUGGUCGAACUACUCAAAGAAUUCAAGGUGGUUGCACGUCGGUGUGCCGCAAAACCACCGAAUUUGAACGACCUUGCUACGGCAUAAACUGUUGUCAAUCUAGUUUAGGCAUCAGUGUAGUAAAAAUGCCGUACCAAGUCAACCUCACAGACUUGCCCGAAAAUACCAGCAACUACGCCUUCAUUGUUGCUGAAAAUUGGUUCCCUAAAAGCUUACCAGGUAGCCGACAGGAAGAGGUAGUUGUUCCGGUCGUUUGGGGGUGGAGCAUCCUAUACGACUACUUGCAGUUGCCUCCAUCCUCCUCAUACAUCUGCCUCAAUGGAAGUUAUAAUACUUGGUAUUGUGAAUGCCAAUAUCCAAACAAAGGGAACCCUUAUUUAGCAAAUGGAUGUCAAGGCAAUGAUAAGCUCACUGUCAAGCAACUAUCAGCUAUUAUUGGUGUUUGUGCAAGUUUUGGAUUUUUGCUGUUUUUAUUGGCUUGCUUUAUCCUCUAUAAGACCAUCAAGAAGAGAAAGAUGAAGAAACUGAGGCACAAGUUCUUCAAGCGUAAUGGAGGUCUGCUAUUACAGCAACAACUCUUAGCCAAAGAAGGCACCAUAGAGAAAACUAAGAUUUUUACUGUAAAUGAGUUGGAUAAGGCCACUGAUCACUUCAAUGCCAAUCGAAUACUAGGCCGAGGCGGGCAAGGCACAGUGUACAAAGGAAUGUUAAUUGAUGGGGAGAUUGUUGCAGUUAAGAAAUCGCAAGCUGUGGACGAGGACCAGGUGGAGUCAUUCAUCAACGAGGUUGUCAUUCUUUCCCAAAUCAAUCAUAGGAAUGUUGUCAAACUAUUGGGAUGUUGUCUGGAGACGGAAGUUCCUAUUUUGGUUUAUGAAUUUAUACCAAAUGGAACACUUUUCAGCCUCAUCCAUAAUAAUUUUGGCGACGAGCUCAUUCCUCUUUCAUGGGAUAUUCGCUUAAGGAUUGCAUCAGAGGUGGCUAGUGCUUUAUCUUAUCUCCACUCCGCCACAUCAAUUCCCAUUUACCAUAGAGACAUCAAGUCCAGUAACAUCCUUCUAGACGAGAAAUUUCGAGCUAAGGUUUCAGAUUUUGGAACGUCUAGAUCUAUUUCAAUUGACCAAACUCACUUGACUACUGUAGUGAAGGGGACAUUUGGUUAUUUGGAUCCCGAGUAUUUCCAGUCUAGUCAAUUCACAGAUAAGAGUGAUGUUUACAGUUUCGGAGUUGUCCUUGCUGAGCUCCUAACAGGACAAAAGCCAAUUUCAUUUGAAGUUAAUGAUGAUGAGGAUCGGAGCUUGGUAACACGUUUUUUAUUGUCCAUAGAAGAGAAUCGUUUCUUGGAGAUUCUUGACAGAGAAGUUUCAAAGCAAGGUAAAAGUGAAGAUGUUAUGGCAAUUGCGUUGCUUGCACAACGUUGUUUGAACUUAAACGGAAAGAAAAGACCUACCAUGAAAGAAGUGGCUGCGGAGUUGGAUGCCAUUAGAGCAUCUCAUCCUCAACUCCACUCCCCUCGGCCUUGAAAACAUUGGGAAUUGAGUCAGAUUUCACCGUUUAAAUUUUACUAUAUAUUUUCCUUUUUUCACAGUUUAGGAGAUGUCUUUUUCUUAUUGUUUAAUUUUAGGUAAAACUAAAUAGCCUUAGAGUGAGUCUUCCGUGACAUGUCACAUUGAUCAUUAUCUGUGAUAAGGGUCAGGUUAUGAUGGCUAUAUAAAAAUGUAAUACUAAUAAUGAAUAAAUUGUUUGUUAUUUAUAG
This is a messenger RNA of Ipomoea nil (Japanese morning glory), 2211 nucleotides long. RefSeq names its product wall-associated receptor kinase-like 1. Gene Ontology annotation, molecular function: ATP binding; polysaccharide binding; protein serine/threonine kinase activity. Lineage: Eukaryota; Viridiplantae; Streptophyta; Magnoliopsida; Solanales; Convolvulaceae. The transcript has 3 exons. Gene Ontology annotation, biological process: cell surface receptor signaling pathway; protein phosphorylation. Gene Ontology annotation, cellular component: plasma membrane. Bases 17 to 1978 code for a protein of 653 amino acids. The record is from RefSeq and is a predicted model, not a curated record.